This is a messenger RNA of Trichoplax adhaerens, 1101 nucleotides long. RefSeq lists its product as uncharacterized. Bases 1 to 1101 code for a protein of 366 amino acids. Gene Ontology annotation, molecular function: histone deacetylase activity. The record is from RefSeq and is a predicted model, not a curated record. The transcript has 10 exons. Lineage: Eukaryota; Metazoa; Placozoa; Uniplacotomia; Trichoplacea; Trichoplacidae.
AUGUCUACCAGUGACGAAAAGCAAGUUGGAUAUGUAUAUAGUGAAGAGUACGUGGACUUAUGUUGCAAAAUGCCUCGUCUGGAAGAUAGGGCUAGACUUGUCCAUCACUUAAUCCAGGCUUACAAUCUUGUGGAUAAAAUGAAAGUAGCCAGGCCAAAGCCAGCUAGUAUUGAAGAAAUAUGUGCCUUCCAUUCUAGUGAUUUUGUAAAUACUCUACAGGCAUGUCAUAACUUUGACAUGGAAGAUGAGAUCACAAGUGAAAUGACAGAAUAUGGACUCGGUUAUGACUGUCCCCUCUUUCCCGAUGUAUUCAGUUACGCUUCCUUUGUAACUGGUGGAACUAUUACAGCAGCUAGAUUGCUAACUAGUCGCUGUUGUAGUAUUGCUAUUAACUGGUUUGGUGGGUGGCACCAUGCUAAAAGGGAUAUGGCUUCUGGAUUUUGUUAUUGUAACGAUGUUGUACUAGGAGUUUUGCACUUGAAAACUGUUUUCGACAAGAUUUUAUACAUCGAUCUAGAUUUGCACCAUGGCGAUGGUGUGGAAGAUGCAUUCUUAAUGACUGAUAAAGUUUUCACCUUAUCAUUUCAUAAAUACGCUCCAGGUUUCUUUCCAGGAACUGGUUCAAUUUCUACCAUUGGCAAAGGUAAAGGACAAUACUACACACUAAAUAUUCCAUUAAAAGAUGGUAUCACUGACCAGAAAUACACAGAUUUAUUUCAUGAGGUAUUUACGAAUGUUAUGCAAGCUUUUCAACCGAAUGCGGUUGUAUGCCAAUUUGGUGCUGAUGGAUUAGUAGAAGACCCGAUGCGAUCGUUUAAUUUAACUUCCUUAAGCUUAGGCAAAUGCCUUUCUGAUAUUCUAUCCUAUAAUCUACCUACAUUAUGUUUGGGUGGAGGUGGAUAUAACUUUACAAAUACUGCAAAAUGCUGGUGCUAUUUAACUUCUAUAAUUUUAGAGCAAAAAUUGGAUACACAAAUCCCUGAACAUCAGUUCUUUGAUAGAUAUGGACCGGACUUUGAAUUAUUUCUUUCUCCAUCUAAUCGCUCGGAUACUAACGAGAGUUCUUAUGUAAAAGAAAUUCGUGAAAAGACGCUAGGUUGA